Acinonyx jubatus (cheetah) is the source of this 936-nucleotide messenger RNA. RefSeq names its product olfactory receptor 6C75-like. Gene Ontology annotation, biological process: G protein-coupled receptor signaling pathway. The record is from RefSeq and is a predicted model, not a curated record. Gene Ontology annotation, molecular function: olfactory receptor activity; G protein-coupled receptor activity. Lineage: Eukaryota; Metazoa; Chordata; Mammalia; Carnivora; Felidae. Gene Ontology annotation, cellular component: membrane.
AUGAGAAAUUAGACAGCAGUAACAGAAUUUAUUCUUCUCGGAUUGACAAAUGACCCACAAUGGCAGGUUGUACUUUUCGUAUUUCUUCUUGCUACCUACAUGCUUAGUGUGACUGGGAACCUGAUCAUUAUCAUUCUCACACUUUCAGAUCCCCACUUAAAGACUCCAAUGUAUUUCUUCCUUCGAAACUUCUCAUUCCUAGAAUUAUCAUUCACAUCUGUCUGCAUCCCCAGAUUCCUUGUCACUAUAGUGACGGGAAACAGAACUAUUUCCUACAAUGAUUGUGUGGCUCAGUUAUUUUUCUUCAUCCUGUUGGGGGUGACAGAAUUUUACCUUCUGGCUGCCAUGUCCUAUGACCGCUACGUGGCCAUCUGCAAGCCUCUCCAUUACGUGACCAUCAUGAACAGAGUCUGCAUACUCCUUGUCUUUAGCUCAUGGCUUGCAGGAUUCCUGAUCAUCUUUCCACCAGUAAUUCUGCUGCAGAAGUUGGAGUUCUGUGCCUCCAAUGUAAUUGAUCAUUUUAUCUGCGACUCUUCUCCGAUUCUACAGCUUUCCUGUACAAACACUCGCUUUCUAGAACUCAUGGCAUUUAUUUUAGCAGUGGUAACACUUAUGGUCACCUUAACACUAGUUAUGCUCUCCUAUACGUACAUCAUCCAGACAAUUCUGAAAAUUCCUUCCAAGAGUCAAAGGGAAAAAGCCUUUUCCACUUGUUCCUCCCACAUGAUAGUGGUCUCCCUCUCUUAUGGAAGCUGCAUCUUCAUGUACAUUAAGCCUUCUGCAAGGGAAAGGGUGACUUUAAACAAAGGGGUAGCUGUAAUCAUUACCUCAGUUGCUCCUCUCCUGAAUCCUUUCAUAUAUUCACUAAGGAAUCAGCAGGUAAAGCAAGCCUUCAAGAACAUGGUCCAGAGAAUGGUCUUUUCUUUAUAUAAAUGA